Apaloderma vittatum (bar-tailed trogon) is the source of this 1980-nucleotide messenger RNA. Its product is annotated as inhibitor of nuclear factor kappa-B kinase subunit epsilon-like. Gene Ontology annotation, cellular component: cytoplasm. Gene Ontology annotation, molecular function: protein serine/threonine kinase activity; ATP binding. The coding region runs from base 64 to 1980 and encodes 638 amino acids. Gene Ontology annotation, biological process: peptidyl-serine phosphorylation. The record is from RefSeq and is a predicted model, not a curated record. NCBI's taxonomy places the organism in Eukaryota, Metazoa, Chordata, Aves, Trogoniformes, Trogonidae. The transcript is spliced from 19 exons.
GGGGAGCUGGUUGCUGUGAAGGUCUUUAAUAAUGCCAGCUACCUCCGGCCCCAGGAGGUCCAGAUGAGGGAGUUUGAGAUGCUGAGGAAGCUGAACCAUGUAAACAUUGUCAAAUUAUUUGCUGUGGAGGAGACGGUAAGCAGGACCUCGGCUCAGAAACCUGUGGUGAUGGAGUACUGCUCGAGCGGCAGCUUGCUGAACGUGCUGGAAGACCCGGCGAACGCCUUCGGCUUGGCCGAGUCCGAGUUCCUCAUCGUGCUGCAGUGCGUGGUGGCAGGGAUGAACCACCUCCGCGAGAACGGCGGCGUCCACAGAGACAUCAAACCCGGGAACAUCAUGCGGCUGGUGGGGGAGGACGGGCAGAGCAUCUAUAAACUGACGGAUUUUGGGGCCGCCCGAGAGCUGGAGGAUGAUGAAAAGUUUGUGUCUGUCUAUGGGACGGAGGAGUAUCUCAUCGGCGUCACCUUGUCCCACGCCGCCACCGGCAGCCUCCCCUUCGUCCCCUUCGGGGGACCUCGCAGGAACAAGGAGAUCAUGUAUAAAAUUACCAGUGAAAAGCCCUCUGGAGCCAUUGCCGGGGUCCAGAGGCAGGAGAACGGGAACAUCGAGUGGAGCUACGAGCUGCCGGUCACCUGCCAGCUCUCCACGGGGCUGAAGGACCAGCUGAUUCCCAUUUUGGCUAACAUCCUGGAGGUGGACCAGGAGAAGUGCUGGGGGUUCGACCAGUUUUUCGCGGGUACCAAUGACAUUUUGCACAGGAUCGCGGUCGAUGUCUUCUCCCUGCAGCAGGCUUCCUUGCAUCGCAUCUACAUCCACUCCUACAACACUACCACCAAGUUUUUAGAUGCUGUCUUCAAGCAAACAAACAUAGUCCCUCACAACCAAGAAUACUUUUUUGAAGGUCAUCUGUAUGAGCUGGAUCCUAAUCUACAAGCUCAUAAUUUCUGCAAAACCACAGAGCACAACCCUCUGACGUUGCUGAGCACUGACGAGCAUCCAGGAGACGUGGUGGGAGUGAGAUACAGAGACCCGGCGCUUGAUUUUCCGAAAUUUGUCCCCAAGGUGGAUGUGGUGGCCGACUGCGGUGCAGCCAAGAGCGCGGUGGGUGCUGCUCACCAGACCCUGCGCAUCGCCCGGGCCCUGCGGCGCUGCCGGGAGCUGCUGGCGAGAGGUCUCCACUGGCUGAUCGGGAACCUGAAAACGGAGUGCUUGAGGAUUUUGGAGCAGAGGAGAGGGGCUGUCUCGGUGCUCACCUGCCUGGAGCUGACUGAGGUGAAGACCCGUGUGCUGUACGAAGCCAGUCCUGCAGGCGGUGGGGUGCCGGUGCUGAAGGACGUGGCUGAGGAGCUCUCAAAGUGCUCCCACAACAUCUUUGACUUCCAAGGGGCGCUGGACAGCGUUUUGUCCGAGCUGGUGAAGCACAGACAACAAGUGCACGAAGACAAAAGCAUCCGGCAGAUCGAGUGCUGCCUGGAGAAGAUGCAGCUGAUCUACAAGCAGUUCAAGAAGGCCAGGACAUGCCCACGGCUGGGCUACAACGAGGAGCAGAUACACAAGCUGGAUAAGGUGAAUUUGGGGCAUCUGGCCAGGAAAGUUCUGUUAAUUUUCCAGGAUGACUGUGUCCAGCGGUACCAGGAGGCCCUGGCCCUCCACGGCAGCAGGAUGAGGGACCAGAAAGUUUGUGAGAUAAAGAAGCAUCUGAAGAGGCUCAGCAACCGCAUCAGCUCCUGCAGCGUGGAGACGAUGGAGUGCCAGGACUGCCUGCAGAGCGCUCUGGACAAGUUUCUCCAGACAGAGAAAUGGAGUUUGGCCCCAGUUCCUCCCGUGCCUUCACCCAUCCAUCCAAGCCAGGCACGCCAGGAGAUGGCGUUUCGGAUGCAGGAGCUCCUGGAGCAGAUGAGGUCGGUCACUUGUGAUCUCCAGUUGAACAACAGCAUCAUCGAGCGGUUAAGCGCAGCUGCUCCCGCUCCUGGUAUUUGA